AUGGUGAUGAGACAAGUCCUAAAUCAAGCUAGGGAGUCAAAUCCAUGUGUCAGGGUCAGGGUUCAAAUCAACAGGGUGCCUGGCCAGUGUGUUCUCAAGUUCUCCAUUCUGGGGCUGGUGUAUCACUGGAAUAAGCCAAGAGGUGUGCCAGGGAUUUUGGUCAAAGUGAUAUUAGUGGAGGGAUGGCAUGAUUUAGAUAACAAAGACUAUGACUGUUGGCCCCUGGAUAAACCAGAUGAGUAUAACAUGCUGGACUGUGGAGGCCUGGAGAUGGCAUGGGUGCAAAGACCUCCAGAAAAGGCUGUCAGUGGGGAAUUCUUCAACGUAACCUAUGCAGUCUUUGCUUCAGACAACUUUUAUCAAUAUGCAGUGCAAAAUGGAAUCCUUUCUCACAGCAAUGCUACUGCUGCAAAGGAAUUCUGUGAGAAGCAUGAAUGCCCUGCCAGCUGGAAAGAUGCAAAUGGAGAGAACUGCUGUGUCUACCAUGCCAACAUUCACUCCUGUCCUUUGGCCUUCAUGGGUAGAGGAGGAAUAUGUGGUCCGUGGAUCCCAGAUGAUGGCCAGAUAUUUACUCACACUUUGUCUACAGCUGGCAAAAUAAGCCAAAGAAACUGGACUGCUAAGGUUGUUUUAGUUCAUGUGGGUGUGACUUCUCUCAUCGCACACAUCAGAGUUGGGAGAAUGCAAGUUGCUCUGGAAGCAAAAACCACAGUCCUUCCUGCAGUAGUCUGUGGAGAUGGCUUUUGUGAGGAAGAAGAAGGCUGCUCUAUCUGUCCAGCAGAUUGUGGGGAAUGCCCAUUGUCUGCUGGUGCUAGGAUAGCAAUUGUCUUACCAAUAUGUUUAGUCUGCACUGGCUUCAUUUUGACAGUCAUGUGGUUUGAAUAUCAGAAACAAAAGAUGUUUUGGGAUGAAAGCUGGAUUAUAGACUUCACUUGCAUCAAACAAGGCCAAAUCCAUGAUGGUAGAACAGUGGCCAUAAAGAAAAUAAUGAAGAAGACAUUCACGCUGUCCAAAUCCAUACGUAAAGAAGUGAAGCAAGUGAGGGAACUUGACCAUCCCAAUCUCUGCAAAUUCAUUGGAGGUUGUAUAGAAGUGCCAAAUGUUGCCAUCGUGACAGAGUACUGCCCCAAAGGCAGCCUGAGUGAUGUUCUACUCAAUGAAGACAUUCCUUUGAACUGGGGCUUCAGGUUUUCUUUUGCUACUGAUAUUGCGCAAGGAAUGGCCUAUCUUCACCACCACAAAAUGUAUCAUGGACGGUUGAAGUCUAGUAACUGUGUGAUAGAUGACCGAUGGGUUUGUAAAAUUGCAGAUUAUGGUUUACAGUCAUACAGAAAAGAAGAUUCUCCUGAGGGGUCAGGCUCAUACCAGCAGCAUUUGAUACAGAUUUACACAGCUCCUGAAAUCCAUUCCUUUUCAGACUUUGAACCCAAUUCGGUGACAGAUGUCUACAGUUAUGCCAUCAUUUUACUGGAAAUUGCCACGAGAAGUGACCCUAUGAAAGAUGAUGUGCAUUCAGCUGAAUAUUCUUGGUGCCCACCUUUGGCAGAAUUAAUUUCAGGAAAGGCUGAGGAUGCUUGCCCUUGUCCCACAGAUUACAUAGAGUUAAUCAGAAGGUGCAGAAAAAAUAAUCCAGCGCAAAGGCCUACAUUUGAACAAGUCAAGAAAAUGUUGUCCAAGAUGAAUCCUAAUAAAGUUAGCCCUGUUGACAUGAUGAUGACUCUGAUGGAGAAAUAUAGCAAACAUCUGGAGAUACUGGUUUCUGAGAGAACCCAGGAUUUAAUGCACGAAAAACAGAAGACUGAUCGUCUGUUGUAUAGUAUGUUGCCGAAGCAAGUAGCAGAUGAUCUCAGGCAGGGAAAACAUGCACAAGCUCAAAGUUACUUAAGUGCCACCAUCUUUUUCAGUGAUAUUGUUGGCUUCACUCAGCUGUCCAGCAGCAGCACACCUUACCAAGUGGUAGAUCUCUUGAACAAGCUUUAUACCACUUUUGAUGAAAUCAUAGAUAACUAUGAUGUCUAUAAGGUGGAGACAAUAGGAGAUGCCUAUAUGGUGGUGUCAGGAGUACCCAAAGAGAAUGGGAUCCUUCAUGCUGGUGAGAUAGCAAGCAUGGCUUUGGACCUUCUGGACGUCUGCAAGACUUUUAAGAUCCCACACAAACCCAACACUCUCCUAAAGAUAAGAGCAGGAAUCCAUUCAGGGGCAGUUGUAGCUGGAGUUGUUGGGACCAAAAUGCCACGGUAUUGUUUAUUUGGAGAUACUGUGAACACAGCUUCCAGGAUGGAAUCUACCAGUGAAGCUCUUAAAAUACAGUGCAGUUCAAGUGCGUACCAGCUGUUGGAACAGAUUGGAAAGUAUGUGCUAGUAUGCCGUGGAAAUUUACAAGUCAAGGGGAAGGGAGACAUGGUAACAUACUGGCUUGAAGGUAAGAAAGCCUCUGCCACCCAGAAGGCAGUCACCAGCACUUCUGCAACUCUUCAAGACACCAACAGAGCUCCAUUUAGUUUGAUACCAGGUGUCCUUCCCAGUGAUCCUCUCUCAAGUACUGCUUACUAG
Messenger RNA from Leptosomus discolor (cuckoo roller), 2553 nucleotides. The record is from RefSeq and is a predicted model, not a curated record. Lineage: Eukaryota; Metazoa; Chordata; Aves; Leptosomiformes; Leptosomidae.